UGUCGCGCGCCAAACGUCAAAUCCGUCACGGACAAUGGAACGCUUGGUUCUUCCAAUGCUAGGUCUCGCCUUCGGUUACGUUAUGGUAAGAUUGGAACACGUGUUACAUCGUCUGGAAGACGAACGCGGGCUGGAUAGCGAUGACGAAGACGACCACGCCGAACUGCUCGUGGACGAACCUCUAGGCGAAGGUGACGCCGGUUUUAACAUUGGAGAAAUCGUACCAGUUUCGCCCACCAGAUCGAUCUGCAGAAGGAGACUGAACCUGAACGGGAUGAUGCACAGACGACGGAGGACCACCAGCGAAUCGCCCGUCAGAAGUAGAAGUCCUAUUAAAAGGAGGCGUACAACCUACAGCUAAAUCUGUGUAUGUGCAAACGGUAAACGAAUAAACUGAUAUUUGGCCGCA
Messenger RNA from Photinus pyralis (common eastern firefly), 409 nucleotides. RefSeq lists its product as uncharacterized. The transcript is spliced from 3 exons. The record is from RefSeq and is a predicted model, not a curated record. Lineage: Eukaryota; Metazoa; Arthropoda; Insecta; Coleoptera; Lampyridae. The coding region runs from base 35 to 361 and encodes 108 amino acids.